AUGGCGGACGUGGGGGAAAAUCAAGUGACAGAGGAGCCAACAAAGUCAAUUUUGAAAGAGAGUUCUGAGAAGAAAAAUACAAUAUCAUGUCACUACGCAUUGUACACAUAUCAUGUUAACAGACCUAAUUGUGCAGACACUCCCGAGCACAGCGCUGCUGGUGAACCAAGCGUGGCAGACUUUCUGAAGAAGGAAGCAACCGCAAAUGGAGACUUCAGUACGUGCAAAUUAUCCCGAAAACCAAGAACACCAAAAUCUAUCUCUAGCUUGUCCGUGAUUGCCAGUGAUUUGUCUGCAGAGGAAGAAACAGAGCUGCGAAAGUUGCUGGCACGUAGGAUUACUAAGGGCACUGUGUAUGCUGGGGCAGGGGCAGUGGUGUCUGUUGAUUUGAGCUCAUCACUAGAGGAGGUGGAGAACUUUGACUGUUACUUUAGUUUGCUCCGACAGGACAAGCCAGCCAAGCAAGUGGUUGAUUGCAGCCCUGAUGUCGUCUGUAUGCGAGAAUAUGUGGUGUGCUUCCUUUCGAAUCAGGAUGGAGGAUUGGAACUAUUUCGACCAGAACUUGAUAAAUACAGCGAGAACUUAAUACCUUUACUGACUAAUGAGCUGACCAACCUCGACACCACAAUCAAAGAUUAUCUAACGAAUUGGCAUGCCGAAGCAGUUCAGUAUAUCUGUCGGUCUGUCACGGCCUUGGCUGACAAUAUACAGUAUAUAAUACAUGCAGCCCUGAUGGGUGAAAGUGAUGAGUUUAUUGAUCAAGAAUACAAGGACGAUCUCGUCAAAGAUGUGCACAGGUUCUUCGACUGCUGCAACUUAUUCGAAUCUGACAACCAAUCUAACAGUAAAACCAGCAGCCUCACCAACUCAUUUGACUCUCUACUCGUGGACGUCUCUGCUGAAGUGAACAUGGAGAAAUCUCAGUCACAAGCACACACCAAGCCAGUGUCACCAGAGAUACUGGCAAAAACAAACUCACACUGUUCAGAAUUGAAUGGUGGAUUGUCAAACAAGGGAACAAAUAAGUUUUGUGAAGAUUGGGCCAAAUCAAUGCAAGAACAAGUUGACAAUAAUCCUGUUCAUUUGAAACAGAUUAUAGAGAAUCAUAAAUUAAGGGUCAUCCAAGAUAUGAACCACCUGAAGAGGCUUCUUCGGCAGGCAGAAUCGGACCAUUACGCCUUAUUCAGGGCGUUCAUUUUCCUGAAGACGUCAAAUAACGGACCAAUCCUUCUGCACCACGCCAUGUUCGGGGAGCACACGCUUCAUACGCCCGAGGCCACCAAUGUUCUCACCUCCCUCAGUCAAUACAUAGAAGAGGAUCAGACAGUGUUCAGCUGACCACUACCAAUGGCAGAUAUGAUGAUAAGUGACUAGACUAUCAGAAGCCAAUGCGGGAUGGGAUUGUUUUGGGAUUACUGCAAUAAUGAUACUGCAUGUAUUGUCUAUUUCAUAAGAAAAUGGCACUCGGCUUUUUGGUGAUUUCACACAAAAAAUGCAGCAGGGGGACAAACUUAAAUUCUGAAGUAUCUAUCGAUGCUUACUUUACUAGAAUUAAAAAAAAUGUGACCAGGAAUGAAUUAUUUGAAGCAAAAUAUUGGCAACUUUUUCCAGCCAUUUUAGGAUUUUUUGCCAGCAGCCAUUUUCUCUUAAAAUGGACUAUAGGACAAAGCUACAAGGACUUAUCCUCAUGAGGUGGCUUGACAUCACUUUUGGUCAUUUUGAGAAGCGCAGUGAGGGUUGCUUGUCUGCUUCUAAUCUAAAUAUUCCACUCCAUAGAAAAUCUAAUAAUGCUAAAAAGAUUUUCCAGAUGAGAGAUAUUUCUAUUUGUGUCUGUAUACAUGUAGGUACAUUUCAGGGAUUUCCAAAAGCGGAAUGUGCAGUUUGUUGCAGUGUUGUUAUCGAAUCAAAAUGUCCGAGGCCCAAUUCAAGGGUUAUUUCCAUUCGUCUUUGCUUUUGGAAAUGGGUGAAUGGUUUGGAGUGAUCUGUUAAAAUUCUCCAAAGGUGACUCUGAUGAUUACCUUUUGGGGUGAGCAGAGACGGUAAUAUUGAAUCAGUGGGUGACCGUGGAUGUUUCCACCGUAGAAAUGUGAUCCCAAUGUGAUUGUAGAUUCCUCAACUUCAUAUAAUAAUAACAUAGCAGUAUUUUAUGGUUGCUAUGUAACUGCUUAUGAUGCAUGUUAAUUAUUUGUUUUGUGCAUGAUUAUUUCUGUACAAUAAAACUUUCAUCAUAUCAGAUUCACAUCAACUAGGUCUCGUGGUUCUCCACUUUGUCAGGCACAUACAAAUUCAUUUUUUUCAUUUUGGCACAUACAUGUAGGCAAAAAAGUUAGCACCAGAUAGAUUUACAGAUUGGUAGCGGGUACAGAGGGUACCCGGAAAAAUUUUGCUGCCAACCUGGACAAAAUUGAAAUGAAGUCAGAAAUGUGUCAAAAUAUAGUCAAGACACUCAGCAGCCAAAGAUAUUUGGGGUGGAGGAACUGGAAUAUUUCAUAUAAUGGACAAAUCCGAGUCCAACAUGUCCAUGUUCCAAGUCUGUUUGUGAUGUGCUUGACAAGUUUGGAAUGAAACAGACAAAAUUGCUGAUCCAGUCGUGUUUGAUAUGUGGAAGUUUACUGUAUGCAAGCUACUGUUGUACUUCGUUCGUCGGUCAUCAGCUCGUGUGGCUAUCUAAUGCUUGGAGCUUUAAAAGGGUUUAACUUCUUCAUUCAAUUGGUUUUGGCAAAAGCCUUCAAAUCUCUUCUUCAUCUUUGGUCUAUUUGGAAGGCAGUAAACUUGCCAGUUUGAUACUUAUUUUUAAUUGAUGCUCAAAACUGCCCUAUUCUUCAUCAAUACAUUAAAUCUUAUGCUCAAUAGGUAAUAGUGCCACAUGUAACAAAUAAACUAUUUCCAUUUCCUGUACAAUCUUCAAGCCUUGUUCAAGGUGUCACUCACUAAGGUUUUCAACACUAGGUAUUGUGUCCUUACAAAAUUUGAAUGCUGCUGCUCUGCGAUGUAAUCAUAAACCUUCUGAUCCUGUCUAUCAUGAGAAAAAUUAGAAAUUGGACAAAUUUCCAGUUGUGAGGCCUUGAAAGCAAGUUCUUAUCUCGUUUUAGACUGUAUGUGGAAAGUUGUUCUAUGUUAUGAAAUUGACUGUACAUGAAUGUAAAUAGGAUGUAUAAAUAAAGUAAUAUAGAUUUAAAACAAAAAA
Lineus longissimus is the source of this 3187-nucleotide messenger RNA. RefSeq names its product protein Njmu-R1-like. Bases 1 to 1338 code for a protein of 445 amino acids. The transcript is spliced from 11 exons. The record is from RefSeq and is a predicted model, not a curated record. Gene Ontology annotation, cellular component: trans-Golgi network. NCBI's taxonomy places the organism in Eukaryota, Metazoa, Nemertea, Pilidiophora, Heteronemertea, Lineidae.